Messenger RNA from Cladocopium goreaui, 5612 nucleotides. Lineage: Eukaryota; Dinophyceae; Suessiales; Symbiodiniaceae. The record is from the annotation of a GenBank genome assembly.
AUGCUCAUAGGUUUUUUGAGAGAGCUGGCGCUGGCGUUGACACUGAUCGGCGGAGACAUCCUGCAGGCUGCGAAAGAAGGCAACGUCGGAGCUGUCCGACGCUUGCUGCAGAAGGACCCCCCGAGCCUGGAGCAAGUCGACAAAGAUGGCGACGGGCCGCUGACGUAUGCGGCUGUGCACGGCCACCUGGAGGUGGUCGAGGCGCUGCUGGCCGCGGGCGCCUCCGUCGAGGCGAAGAACCACAACGGCGAGGGGCCGCUGCACCUGGCGGCUGCAAACUGCCACCUGGAGGUGGUCGAGGCGCUGCUGGCCGCCGGCGCCUCCGUCGACGCGAAGAGCAACAGCGGCGAGCAGCCGCUGCACCUUGCGGCUUGGACAUGCAACCUGGAGGCGGUCCAGGCGCUGCUGGCCGCGGGCGCCUCCGUCGAGGCGAAGAGCGAUAAAGGUGCGACACCGCUGCACUGGGCGGCUGACAACGGCCAAGCCGCCGUCGUGGAGCAGCUCCUCGCCGCGGGCGCCGCCGUGGAUGCUGUGGACAACCAAGGUCGGACACCGCUGCACGACGCGGCGAAAUGGGGCCACACCGCUGUGGUGGAGCAGCUCCUCGUCGCGGGCGCCGCCGUGGAUGCUGCAAGCAGCGAUGGCCAGGGGCCCUGGAAACGGCCGGUGGGGAGUGGGGACGACAGGGGUCGGACAGCGCUGCACUGGGCGGCUGGCCGUGGCCGCGCCGCCGUCGUGGAGCAGCUCCUCGCAGCGGGCGCCGCCGUCGAUGCAGCGGACAACCUAGGUCGGACAGCGCUGCACUGGGCGGCUAUCGACGGCGACGCCGCCGUCGUGGAGCGGCUCCUUGCCGUGGGCGCCGCCGUGGAUGCUGUGGACAGCGAUGGCAAGACGCCGUACGACUGCGCCAAGCAAAACGACCACCGGCAGGUGAUGGGUGUGCUAGACCCGGUAUUUGUGGCCCUUCUAAGUGGCCGGAGCUGCAGAUGCAACUCUGCGCAUGAAACUGUACAAGACUUGAAGGAAGAAGCGGAGCGCAAGUUGGGAACGACCAUCGAGCAUCUCAUUGGCCCCGACAUGCAGCCGCUGAAUGGAGCGAUGACUCUGCAAGAAGCCAACAUUCUGCCUGGAAAUACCCUGACGGCCGUCCUAGACCCUGUGGUGCUGAAGGACUUUGGCCAUGGGAUUUCGAUGAAGACGGCGCAAUCCGUUUUCGAUGAGUACGGGCCCAGGAUGGAAGUGCUUGCAGACUGGAAGGAUCUGAAGGAUCCAUCCUCCUUGGAGGAAGUGCUCCAUCCCGGACACGCGGCACUGAGCCAACUGGUGCGUCUCAGUCCGGAAGAUGUCACGUUUCCAAAGCCAGUGGAGGUUGAGAUGCCAACAUGUGUUGGUGCGAAAUCUGUUUGGAGAUCAUCAGCCACAGGCUGGGAACGACUACUGGGUGCGAAAUUCAGCGAUGGCCGAGUGGUUGUUGCGCUGAGCCACUUUUGUGAUGUUGUGGCCACGGGGCCAUGUGGCCUGAAAGCUGUGGGAUUCAUCGAUCCACACGGUGCAAACGCGAAAGUCGCAUUGCUACACGUGGCGUGCGAGUCAUGUCAGAACAGCUUGGAGCAGCUGUGCUCCGAUGCUGACAUGUUGGGAUCCUUCAAGAAAUGCGGCCCCAGCGUACCGCUGGGAACAUACCGCCACGACGAAGACCUGGAGCUGCGUCAAGGGCAAGAAGCGAUGAACAUGAGAGUCAGGUUCCACCGAAUGCCGCAGAUUUCCCGGAAACUUGUGGCUCACUCUGCAAGCCACUUCAGUGUCGAAAUUGAAGGGGAUGACCAUCAGUUCGAAGAACUUCGGUCAGAGGCAGCCACGAGUGCAACAGCUUCAAACCCAACAGCAUCGGAUCCCCCGUCGGCUCCAGCGACCUCACAGGCGAUGCCCGCAGCCGCGAUGACCUCAGACGUGUCGAUGGCACAGGAGCGGCCAGAGAGAGGUCACCUGUUACUGAGCGGCCGCUUCAACAGUGAUACGGUCAUCAACUACAUGAAAGCGGUGAAGAGGCGCUUGGAAGAGAGACGAAUACCUGUAUAUAUGGUGCAAGCUCAGGUCGGCCAAAGUUUUGCCGAGCUGACGCGGAUAGGAUUGGGCCGUGCCAAAGGCAUGGUGGCCUUCUGCACUUCGGAGUACGGGAAUUCCACCUUCAUGGCAAAGGAUGGCCAAGAUACCUCGGCAGGGCGUCCCAGAUGUGAGACCUCCAACUUCGGAAUCUACGCUGUUCUGACGUUGGCAGACCAUGCUGGCGUUGAAGCAAUUUUCCAGCACUUGGAUCCCACCGGAAGUGGAACGCUCGGGAAGGAGGAGCUGCUGUCCAUCCUCUCUGGCCUUGGCGUUUCUGAUCAAGAGCUGCCUGGCUCACCUUGUCAUGUCGGCAUGUCCGCAGAUGAUCAUAACCCCGUUCAGCUGUGGGCUGAUUUUCUGUCGCACUCAGACAUGACUUGUGCGAUGUUUUUGCGGAACACAUUGAAAGAUGGCAAGGAAGUCGAAGGUCAGUGGGCUGUGUUAAGGCAAGAUGUUCAGACAGAGCUCAACAUCUCAGAGCCCAAUGGCCCUGGUUCCAAGGUGGAAGCGGAGGACUGGCGAUCUGGGGGAAGUUGUUUCCAUUGGGAUCCACAGGGGACAAAGUUUCACAGAGUUGAGAAGUAUUCACAAGGACGUGUUGGCGCGGUAGGCGGACACAUCCUGCAGGCUGCAGAAGAAGGCAACGUCGGAGCUGUCCGACGCUUGCUGCAGGUGGACCCCCAGAGCCUGGAGCAAGUCGACGAAGAUGGCGGAAACCUGAGAAGGGAUAUAGGCUUGAAGGUUGAGCAGGUUGUUAUAGGCGGCGGGCCCCUGGCGAUUGCGGCUCGGAAAGGCCACCUGGAGGUAGUCCAGGUGCUGCUGGCCGCCGGCGCCUCCGUCGAGGCGAUGAACAAAUUCUGCUUCCGGCCGCUGCACCUGGCGGCUGCCAAAAACCACCCGGAGGUAGUCGAGGUGCUGCUCGCCGCCGGGGCAUGGGUCGAGGCGAAGAACGACAACGGUGCGACACCGCUGCACUGGGCGGCUGAACGUGGCCACGCUGCUGUCGUGGAGCAGCUCCUCGCCGCGGGCGCCGCCGUGGAUGCUGCAAGCAGCGAUGGCCGGGGUCGGACACCGCUGCACGACGCGGCGAAAUGGGGCCACACCGCUGUGAUGGAGCAGCUCCUCGCCGCGGGUGCCGCCGUGGAUGCUGCAAGCAGUGAUGGCCAGGGGCCCUGGAAACGGCCGGUGCCAUCAGUUCGUAGUCUUGGUGAUCUUCACAAACACCAGCAACAGAUAGUGGCUACCAUUGAGCCAGCUCGCUAUACAAUUUUGGAAAAGAUGAAACUCAGGGACUUCACUCCGCAGAUUCGUCGGACACCGCUGCACUCGGCGGCUCUCAACGGCCACACCGCUGUGAUGGAGCAGCUCCUCGCCGCGGGCGCCGCCGUGGAUGCUGCAAGCAGUGAUGGUGCGACACCGCUGCACUACGCGGCUUUGAACAACCACACCGCCGUCGUGGAGCGGCUCCUCGCCGCGGGCGCCGCCGUGGAUGCUGCGGACAACAACGGCGUCACGCCGUACGACACAGCCAAGCACUUCGGCCGCCGGAAGGUGAUGGGCGUCCUGGACCCGGUAUUUGUGGCCCUUCUCAGUGGCCGGAGCUGCAAAUGUAGUUCUUAUCACGAGACGGUGCAAGAAUUGAAGGAAGAAGCAGAGAAGAAACUCGGAAUCACCAUCCAGCGUCUCAUUGGGGUGAACAUGGAACCAUUGAACGAAGCAAAGACUCUGGAAGAAGCCGGUGUUUUGCCUGGACAUACGUUGACCGCAGUCAUCGCGCCAGCAGCGGGGCAGGGUGAUGUCUCAGAGGCGGGUCGUAUCGAUGUGGGACACAACAUUCUGCAGGGAGGCGAUCUGCAAAAUCCCAACGACUUCAUUGAGUUCCUCAUCUCCGCGAACAUUCGGCUGGUCCGCGCCGAGUUUUUGAUCGAGCUGGAUGAAACUGGGACCCCCAUGCCUCGCCGACAAGAGGCAGAGUUCAUGCACGUGCAGAGUGGGGCAACUGCACUGGUGGAGCUUAGUGAGUACAAAGAGUUGCACGUGAAUCAAACAUCAGGCUGGCUCAGACACGUCACAAUCCGCACGGCUGAGGGCCCCUCCAUAGUGCGAUUCCGGUCAAUCUCCCACAUGUGGGAGGCAAUGGAGCAUCCGGAUCCCUGGGGAUUCCAGGUCCGCAGCAUUGUGGAGAGGUACCGAGAAUUACCCAAGGAUUCGGUGACGUGGGUCUUCGUGGACUUCAUGUCGCUGUAUCAGUACAAGAGAUCUGCUGAAGAAGAUGAGUUCUUCAGGAAGGGGCUGAAGCGAAUGCACUGGCUUUACAGUCAUGAGAUUGUGCAGGUAGACAUCCUCACUGAACUCACACCUGAGGACAAGAAGUUCGAGGGCGAGAUUUUGGUGUACAACGCGACGGAAGACCAGGUGAAACUGACACCAAUCUGCGAGCUGAGGCUGAACAACCCCCCCUAUGAGCUUCGAGGUUGGUGCCAGAGUGAAUCUGAGUGGUCCCGCCUGCGUAUGGAUGUGCUUGGAGGUUGUAUUCCCACUCCUCCAGAAAUAUUCAGGAAGAGGAUGCAACGGAUGCGGUUCACGCAUCGAAAUGAUGCCGAGCAGGUGCUUGCUUUGCAAGAGAAGGUGUUCAGAGACAAAGUCUCCAAGACAACACACUUGCAGCUCCAACAACUCUCUGGGGAUGACUUGGAAUGUCUACAUGACGCCUUGCCGCACUACAACAGGUUGGAGUACAUGGUGGUGAACGGCAAUGCCCUGAAGGGGCAAGAUGCCGUGGCGAUGGUGACCUCAGGCGCAGCGGACAUCCAAAUGGAGUCGUGUUCUCUACAAGAUGAAGAUGCAGAUGCAAUAUCAGAGGCACUGAUGAGCUCAGCUGCUGAUCGAUUGGAACAUCUGAGUCUGACUGGAAACCGCUUCAGUGACAUCGGGACAGCUGCCCUUCGCAAAGUGAUGGAGCAGCGACCCCAGCUGAAGAUCCGAUUGUGUCACACCCAAAAACCAGCCAACGUCGCCAUGCGGGACCCAUCCCUUCAUGAUGUGGUGACCGCAGCCGCAGCACCCUGGACGGUGCCGAAGAAGGACGAUGAAUUACAUGAGAAUGGUGAAAAGGCGUCUGGAAGAGAGAAGAGUUCCAGUGUUUGUGGCCCAAACCCAGGUUGGCCAAAGUUUUGCCGAGCUGACGCGGAUAGGAUUGGCCCGUGCCAAAGGCAUGGUGGCUUUCUGCGCGACGGCGCCUAUACUGGUGCUGGUGAGGAAACCUUCCAUGAAUUGGAAUAUGCACACGACAACAAGUUGCAUAUCUUUCCCACUAGGCUCUGCGAAGAGUGGGCACCUGCGCCGCAAAACAAUCCAAGAGGCACUUUUCAAAAUGAAUUUGUGUUCAAGAACGGUCUAGUGUAUGUAGAUGAUCGGCAGAUGAACAAUGCUGAAGGCGCUGCCGAUCAGAUUGCGGAUUCUGUUACCAGCAGUGGCAUCUUUGCCAAUUAGGCAGCGGCAGAGUC